Messenger RNA from Bufo bufo (common toad), 1235 nucleotides. It is a transcript of the gene MYADML2, whose product is annotated as myeloid associated differentiation marker like 2. Lineage: Eukaryota; Metazoa; Chordata; Amphibia; Anura; Bufonidae. The coding region runs from base 123 to 1028 and encodes 301 amino acids. The record is from RefSeq and is a predicted model, not a curated record. The transcript has a single exon. Gene Ontology annotation, cellular component: membrane.
CUCUGCAGUGUCAUACACUCAUUGCAGAGGCUGACAGAAGAGCCAGAGGACUAGUGCCUGCAUGAGCAGAGACGUCUGUUUGUUGGUGACUCUCUACAGCUGAUCUCUCGCUGCUUCUGGACAUGGACAACUCAGGCGGGCCCUAUCUAAACGCGCAGGCCCUGUGGUCUAAAGUGGGGAUUGUCCGCUUGCUGCAGCUUCUCUUUGGAUGUACCACCUUUAGCCUGGUUCUCCACAGAGCCGGAUUCAGCGCCGCCUAUGGAACCUUCUGCAUCUUCGUUUGGUGCUUCUGUUUUGCCGUCACCACGCUCAUUGUGGUAUGUGACCUGACUCGGCUCCAGUCAUGCCUGCGAAACCUGUCCUGGGGUAACUUCACUGCGGCCUUUGCCAUGCUGGCAUCCCUUAUGACCCUCACCGCCUCCGUCAUCUACCCGCUGUACUUCGUCACCCUGAACUGUACACCCGACUGCGUUACCAGGAACCACCGGUUGGCCGUCAGCAUCUGCGCGGGUCUUCUCUUCCUAGUCUAUGCCGUGGAGGUGUUCCUGACGCGUGCCAGGCCCGGGAUGCCCUGUAGCUAUAUGGCGACAGCAGCCGGGCUACUGAAGGUGGUCCAAGCCUUUGUGGCAUGUAUAAUAUUUGGAGCUCUGGCGACAGAAAGUCAGUAUAAGAAAUAUGUGGCCACUCAGUGGUGUGUGGCCGUAUACAGCUUCUGCUUUGUGUUGACCGUGGUGGUGAUAGUCCUCAACAUUACCGGGAGGGCAGUCACCCUACGUUGCCCUUUUGAACGCUUUGUGGUCAUAUACACGGUGGUGGCAAUAUUGAUGUACAUAAGUGCUUCUGUCAUCUGGCCCAUAUUCUGUUUCGAUACAAAAUAUGGGUCACCGACCAGACCAUCGCGGUGCUCUUGGGGACGAUGCCCUUGGGACAGUCAACUGGUUGUCACCAUUUUCACUCAUGUCAACCUGCUGCUUUAUGUUGCAGACCUGGUGUACACUCAGAGACUGCGAUUUGUGACUCAGCGCUGAGAAGGAGCCAUUUAUAUCAUGGACCCGGGGACCAGAGGGAGCUUUAUAUAUACUGUGCCCAAAAACGAACUCAACCCUAUGGGACUUACUGAUGUUAUUAUGUUGUAUUAUGUUAUUCAUUUACCUAGUGAUUCCCUAAGGCUGCUGUAUGGCGAGGUGUCAAUCAUAACUUAUACUCAGAGUCUAUUUUUAAUAAACUGUGACGUC